This is a messenger RNA of Trichogramma pretiosum, 1410 nucleotides long. It is a transcript of the gene alphaSnap, whose product is annotated as alpha-soluble NSF attachment protein. Gene Ontology annotation, cellular component: vacuolar membrane; SNARE complex. The record is from RefSeq and is a predicted model, not a curated record. Gene Ontology annotation, biological process: intracellular protein transport; SNARE complex disassembly. The transcript has 5 exons. NCBI's taxonomy places the organism in Eukaryota, Metazoa, Arthropoda, Insecta, Hymenoptera, Trichogrammatidae. The coding region runs from base 439 to 1317 and encodes 292 amino acids. Gene Ontology annotation, molecular function: syntaxin binding; soluble NSF attachment protein activity.
AACCGAUGUCGCUUCUCUAUUAUUGAUCCGCAAAAGCCUGAUUCCAACUUGUUACUGACGAACAAUAUAAUCAAGUUGCAUUUUGCAAUCAAUCAAGUAAUAGUUGUAGACAGAACAAAGUGUGUGAGUGUGGACUUUCUGUGACGAAGUACACAUCAAUAGUGUUCCAUACUUAUCGUCAGCUUUCGUGAUAAAUACUCAAUCGAGAGACAAAAUAAGUUACAUAUGAUAAGUCAAUUUGAUUACAGAUUGUCAUAAUCAGUAAUUUUAUCUUUAUCAAUCUCAUAAAACUUCAGCUCAUCAAAAAUUACGUAUCAAUCUCAAACUAAGCAAGUUUGAUUCUGAAUGUUUUUCGUUUCUAUCAAACUCUUAAAAAAGUAGCAUAGAAGUCAAGUUGUAUAUUGUGGUUUUACUUGAAGUAAUUUAUAUUAACAUAAAAUGGCUGAUAACGAGCAAAAAGCUGCCCAGCUAGUUGCAGAAGCUGAAAAAAAAUUGAAUACUUCAAAGAGUUUUUUCGGUGGUUUGUUUGGGGGAUCAUCUAAAGUUGAAGAAGCAGUUGAGUCAUAUCAACGAGCAGCUAAUUUGUAUAAAAUGGCAAAAAAUUGGAACAACGCAGGAAACGCUUUUUGUCAAGCUGCUAACUUGAAUAUAAAAAUGGGAGGCAAGCAUGAUGCUGCCACAAAUUACAUCGAUGCUGCUAAUUGUUUCAAAAAAUCUGAUACAGCAGAAUCGGUCACUUGUUUUCUGAAAGCUAUAGAAAUAUAUACUGAUAUGGGCCGUUUUACCAUGGCGGCUAAACACCACCAAAGUAUUGCAGAAAUCUAUGAAAAUGAAGCUGUAGAUUUAGAGAGAGCUGUUCAAAAUUAUGAGCAAGCAGCCGAUUAUUUCAGAGGUGAAGAGAGUAAUUCAUCCGCUAACAAGUGCUUGUUAAAAGUAGCACAGUAUACAGCCCAGUUAGAAAAUUAUGAAAAAGCAAUUCAAAUUUAUGAACAGGUAGCAAUGGGCUCACUUGAAAGCUCUCUUUUGAAGUACAGCGCUAAAGAAUAUUUUUUGAGAGCAUCUUUGUGUCAUUUAUGUGUAGAUGUUUUAAAUGCUCAACACGCUUUAGAAAGAUACAAAGAACAAUGUCCGGCAUUUCAAGAUUCAAGGGAAUAUAAAUUUAUUAAAACUCUGAUCGAGAAUUUGGAAGAACAAAAUUUAGAAGGAUAUACCGAGGCAGUUAAGGAAUACGAUUCAAUAUCACGUUUAGAUCAGUGGUACACGACAAUGUUAUUGCGAAUAAAAAAACAAAUCAACGAGAAUCCUGAUUUACGCUAAUUUGAAAUAUAUGGUUACGCAUUGUGUAGUUCGAAAUUAUCUUAUAAUAUUAAGCAACAACUUUGUUGGAAAUAAAUCCUCACUUACAUUAGA